Molecule: messenger RNA, 2689 nt
Organism: Alligator mississippiensis (American alligator)
Lineage: Eukaryota; Metazoa; Chordata; Crocodylia; Alligatoridae
Product: glycine N-acyltransferase-like protein 3
Exons: 6
Coding region: 1209-1928 (239 amino acids)
Cellular component (GO): mitochondrion
Molecular function (GO): glycine N-acyltransferase activity
Source: RefSeq, a predicted model, not a curated record
UAUAUAUAUAUAUAUAUUAUAUGUAUGUAUAUGUAUGUAUGUAUAUACAUAUAUAUGUAUAUGAGGUUAUAUAUAUCUACACUCUGAAUAUCACUCUACAAAGAAAAACCUUAAACCUGUUACAAAAACUGCACCACUGCGACCCGCACACCCAUACAAAGACCCGCUGGCCACCUGAACCUGUUACAAUAUCCGCUCCGCGCACAACACAUACAACCAGACUAAUUCUGGUCUCAAACCAGGCAACCCCGUCCUUUCAUUUCCCCCCUGCUUGCAAGGUCACAUACUCAGUUCACCUGUCAUCCAUGUCACUAUCGCUCCAGCUCCUGCUGAAGAAUUUGCUGCUGCUGUCGCUGUACUCAGUUCCACUUGUCUCUUCCUUUUCCUCACCGUUGCUGCUCCCUUUCCUGCUCAGGGGGAGUUGGAAGGUCCUGUGCCACAUGUCUCUGUCUCAUUCUCCACAACCAAUUUCUGGUAGUAGGUCUGGAGUUCACUCAGCACCACUUUUACACAGCCUACUACCUCUGCAUCUGUGUGCCUGUAUAACAGGAGGUUCCUGGUCUUCCACGGGGCACUCCUGAGGCAGGACGUAAAUGUCAAACUGGGGUGACAGGUUCCCCUGGUGUUUGGCGGGGUGCCCGUAUGGCGCCACUUCUCUGGUUAGCCCAUUGACACCAGUCACCGCUUUGCAGAGCUGCUGCACCAUAUUCUUGACUGUUCCGCAACCUUUCUGCGGACCACCUAAAUGGAGCUUGCAGACCAGUGGUGGUCCACAGACCACAGCUUGAGAACCUCUGAGCAAGAGUAUCCUGGAGCCAUCCCUAGCCAGCACUCCUGCCGUGCUCCCCACAGGCAGAUCUGCUGCUGGGGGGGAUGGUACAGAUGUACCCUGCUUCCCAGCCUCCCAGGUCCCACUCACUACUGCUGCACCAACCCCAGGAAACGUUCUUGUCCCGUCCUGCCCUGCUGUCCAGGCCAGCCAAGCACCAACUCUGUUAAUGGUUCAUUUGCUGGGAUCAGAGGCUGCAGCAGCCCCUGCGGCAGAGACCCAAAGGGCAGGACCAGCUGCUGCCAGGCAGAGCCCACCCUGCCCCACAGACACCUCAUCACCACUGUGCUCCUAGGACAACCCCUGCCGCAGGGACAGUGAACGUGCAGGUGCCUGCAUUAUCCCCUCUGGAGGUUGCCAGGGCUCAAUCCGGCCAGCAAUGCUGAUCCUGAGCUGUUCCUCCAAGCUGCAGCUGCUGGAGGGAGUGCUGCGGCAGAGCCUGCCUGAGACACUGCCGGUCCUUGGUGCUGUGAUGAACAUCAGCCGUGGGAAUCCAGCUGGCCAUGAGGUGUUGGUGGAUUCGUGGCCCAACUUCAAAGCUGUCCUCACCCGGCCACGCAAGGAGGUGGUGACGGAUGACUCUGAUUUCUAUGCUAACAUGUACUCAGCCUUCUACCGGGACCUGGGUGCCUACCGGGCACUGCUGAGCAGCCCAGGGGCCAUCAACUGGGCCCAGACCUUCCGCAUACAUGGGCUCCAGGACAGCGUGUGUGAAGCCUCCAGGGACAUUGCCAAGGCCAAGGGCUUCCAGGUGUACCCAUCCACUUACUUGGUGUAUCUCCUGCCAAGCUCCAGCACUGUACCUGAUGUCAGAUUCGGACACAGGGUUACCCUGUCUAUGGCAGUGUGGCAUUGGACAACCACCGCAUGCAGAGACUGCUGCAGUUCCAUGGCUUCCAGUGCCGGACUAAGCUGUGCCGUAUCAUCUUCCACAGCCCGGUGCCAGGCAAGUUUCCUGCCUGGGUUCUUCCAGACUUUUAGCUGGAUGCCAUUCCUGGAUUCACUGCUGGGCCUGGUCCCAGCCUGUACCCCUAGUCAUUCCCCAUGGACUGGUGCUGAGGGCUGCCAGCAUGGCUGGGCAAGGCCAGGGCUCACCUAAUUUCAUCUCCAGCCCCUCUCUCUGGCUGGAAGCCUGAAAUGUCACAUAGGGCAACCCCUCUUCCUGUACUCCUGAGUCCCAAAACCAGGCUGAUGGGCUCUGUCCUGUCCCCUGCACCCAAUAGCCAGGCCCCUCAAGGGUAGCCUCCUUUCUGCACUCCAUACCUGUAGCACCACACUGCCAACCCCCUCAGUGGUGGCCUUAGGGUUGUUGGGGCCCUGGGCAAGAGUCAUUUGGAGCCCCUUAGAACCACUUCCUUGCAAAAACUUCACCCCACAAAGAAUGUGGGUCUUCUAAAGUCUGGGGCCCUGGGCAGUUGCCCAGUUUGCCCUCCCCUAAGGCCGCUACUGGUCCCUUGCACUACCCUGGGCACCCAGACACCCCCCCCCCCCCAGCUAUUCCCUCCUCCCAUUUAAUAAAGCUGCAUACACUCACCUGCAUCCUGUGGUCUGACGUGUGCCCCUCACCUGCCAUCUCCCCCAGCCAGCCCCCGGGUACCCUGCUCCAUUCCCCCACCUCCCCCCUCAUCCUCUUCUUGGUAUUUCAUGGAUUUCAUAGACAUUAGGGCUGGAAGGGACCUCAGGAGAUCAUCGAGUCCAGGACAGGAAGUCAGCUGGUGUCAAAGGAUUCUAGCAAUAUAAGCAUCCCAAUGCUUCCUAAAGGAGUCCAGAGUAGGUGCUUGCACCACCUCUGGAAGGAGCCUAUUCCAGGCCUUGGGGGCUCAGACAAUAAAGAAGUUUUUCCUUAUGUCCAUCCUAAAA